Molecule: messenger RNA, 1042 nt
Organism: Malus domestica (apple)
Lineage: Eukaryota; Viridiplantae; Streptophyta; Magnoliopsida; Rosales; Rosaceae
Source: RefSeq, a predicted model, not a curated record
UAUAGACACAGUUGGAGAAGGAUGAAUCGAAAGAUACUAAACAAGUAGUACGACUCUCCAUAUAUCAUAUGGAGUCCUCCUCCUCACCUACUGAUCAUGCAAGUGGUGGCCAAUGCCGUACCCAAAUUGUCUCAAAAAAAUGUAACUCUAUAUUUCCAGCCAUGAAAAAGUAUCAACACUCUUCUCAAAGAACACCGUCAUUUUCUUCCUCAUCUUCCUCGUCUUCAUCUUUCGUAUCGUCGUCCUGUAAUCUCGAUCGUGAUUCUUCUCCUCCUAUUAGUCCGGCCACCCCGCUUCGAUUUUCCGGUGUCCCUUUCUCUUGGGAACAUGUUCCCGGAAUUCCAAAGAAACCUAGCAGCAACAAGAAGGAAUUAUUUUCCUCACUGAAGCGCCUCCCACAACCUCCUCCCAGAGUCAGUAAUCAGAAAAUCACCUCAAAAAAGUUGAUCGUGGAUGAUAUUCAGGUGAGACACAGCAACUCCAAGGGCAAGGGGCAUACAGCUAAUUAUCUCCGAAAGGAUCCUUUCUUUGCUGCAUUGGUUGAGUGUUCCAAGGAUGACGACGGCGACGACGACGAUCAAGGAUACUCAAGUGCUGGUGCCAAGGUCUCAAGGAGUGUGAGUGAAAGAUUUGGAUUCUUCAAUCUUUCUACAUUAUCUUGUAAGACAACUUGUGCAGUUUCUGAAUCAAUGAUACACGUUCAAAGACCGAGCAGAACUUCUUAUCAUCUGAUUAAUCGCCGUUCCCGAUGAGUUAAUCGCCGUUCCCGAUGAGUUUACGAUCCUUAUUGUCCUCGAUCCAUCACUCAUCUUAAUUGUGUGUCUUUUUCUAAAUUUAUUUUUAGUUUUUAUUGUCUGGUGUGAGGACGAAAUGUAAUUCUGAAAAUAUAAAUAUUUAACUGGGAUUAAUACGUUCAUAUACAACUAAGGAACACAAGUGUAUGAUUUUUGCUGUUUUGUUCUAUAUAUUAUUUAUAUAUAUUCUGCUACCAAAUACUGUAUAAAAUAUACAUUGUUUGCUGUGAAAUUAUGUGAUGUUUGUG